AUGUCUGACUUCACGAACAACGCCUUCGACGAGGACUCGGAAGUCCUGGACGACCUCGAGGAUGAUUCAACUCUGUCAGAAAAUAUUCCAGACGACUUUUACGCGCCAAAUGAGCAUUCGCCUGAGCCCGAGUUAAAGACUAAUGAUGUGGAAUGGGAUGUAUUCAUGAACAAGGAGGACCGGAAGAAAGAAACAGUCGACAGAUGGAAGUGGCUACACAAAGUCCUCAGAUUCAUUGUAUGUGACGUCAUAUUCAUUCUCGUUCUGGGAUCCGCUACGAUCUCGACGCUUUCGUUUUUACUUAUGACGUACAACAUCAACACAAGUGGAACAAAUUUCACUCUGAGCAUUGAAAACGGAAGUACGUACGUCAUCAAAGAUGGCCACCGGAAGACGAACGUCAGAUGGAUUUGGGCGAUCAUGUUGGCUGUGUCGGCGCCAUAUUUGUUAACCUUUGUGAGAAACUUGAGGAAGAUUAUAUUCACAACACAAAGACGCCUCAAGUUUGUUCCACUCUUCGUUGUACUGUUUGUAGAAUCACUGCAUUCCCUUGGUCUGCUCAUGUUCGUGUUCAUCGUCCUGCCUUACUUCGACGCCAUAUUUGGACUUGUUCUCUUUCAAGGAACCGCUAUGAUUCCCUCCCUUCUCAGACUCUUCUGGAAGAAGACUAAGAAUUCUGAAAUGAACCCUUUAGUAGCGAAAGACAAAUCUGGGUCAUCGUCAUGGAAACUGACAGCACUGGUGGCAUGUUUGGUUCAGCUAACGUUCAUUGUCAUGGCAACAUAUAAGGUUUUUGCCAAGACACAAUCUACAAAGAUCGCAAGUAUUAUUCCGGUAUCUCAGAUAUUAAUUUCCCUCGCCUACUGGAAUAACUUUGUACAAAGACCAAAGAAGAAAUUGCUUGAAACGAAACUGAAACAGAAAAAACAUAAUCCUUGGGAAAUUCCAAAAAAUCUUAAGCACUUGGCCAAAUCUAUUGAGGGCAACAAGGUUAAAAUAGCUUUAGUAAGUUCUAUUUGGAAGGUAGUUUUAACACUCUGUGUUCCUAUGAUCUACUUCUAUGCCUCCGACUCGAAAUGCGUUGACGUCUUACUCUUCAAAGCUACAUCAGCUCUGAACUGCACGAUAUUCUCCGUUACACCUGCUGAUUAUGCCACUUACAACUGUGCAACCUGGAGUUACCUCCCUUUUGCUGUCGCUGCUGUCAACAUCGCUUCCAGUUUACUCGGAUACAAGAUGGCGAAAGGAGCCUGCAAGAUUAAAGCACAAGAACUUUGCUUCAGCGUGCCACUGACCCUAUCAACACCUCUCUGCUUCGUCCUCGUUUUGAUGUCAUACUUCUACAAGCACUCUCUGAUUGGUCUGUUUAAAUGUGACGUCAUCUGGUAUGGACUGUCUGCGGGAUAUACGCUCGGCGAUUUUCUCCUUGCUUACUCACAAGAGCUUUGGUUGCCUUUGGCAGGAUUUGGAUUUGCCAGUUUUAUUCUCAUAACAGGCCAUAUUUGGACGCCAAGAUCGCAGAGAAUGGCGUCUACUGAUAGGCUGUUUAUUCGACCACUGUACUGCACGGUGCUGUUUGCCCAGUCAUUGAUUCUCGGGAGGAGAACUGACGACAUUGUGGACACCAAGAAGAAACUCCAGGAAAAGGUUGAGGAUGCCAACAAGGAAGUUCAAGAACAGUCCGAGUAUUGUCCAAUUGUUGUUUCAACAACUCCUAAGGUUUACGCAUGCGCAACUAUGUGGCACGAAAACGAACAGGAAAUGAACCAUUUGUUGAAGUCAAUAUUUCGAAUGGAUCUGGAUCAGUUUAAGAAAAAAAUGCUGUGGAGACUUUUUGCGAUACACGACAGCGAUUACUACGAGUUUGAAGCACAUAUUUUCUUUGACAACGCGUUUGAAGAUCACCCGGCGGAUGACUUCGAUUACUCUGUGAACCCCUAUGUGAAGAGAUUUGCCGCCGUAUUCUCUGCUGCAGCAAGGUCAGUGUACCCUUCGAAUGUGAAGCUGGAUUCGCCGCUCAAGGUGCCCACCCCUUACGGAGGACGCCUGGAGUACGCUCUCCCUGGCCAGUGUGUGUUGAUGGUUCACCUCAAGAAUAAGGACAAGGUCCGGAUUAAGAAGAGAUGGAGUCAGGUGAUGUACAUGUACUACCUCUUGUCGUACAAACUGGUGUGCAAGAGCGACAAUUCCAAGGUGCUUGACAAGAAGGCUCGGAACACGUUCAUCCUGGCGCUCGACGGCGACGUGGACUUCCACCCAGCCGCCGUGCAGAUGUUGCUGGACCGGAUGAAGAAAAACGGGAACGUGGGCGCUGCGUGCGGCAGGAUACAUCCCGUUGGCUCAGGUCCUAUGGUUUGGUACCAGAAGUUCGAGUAUGCGGUCAGUCACUGGCUGCAGAAGGCCACGGAACACACCCUGGGCUGUGUGCUGUGCUGUCCAGGCUGUUUCAGCAUGUUCCGCGCAUCGGCUCUCAUGGACUUCAACGUCAUCAAGAAAUAUACCCAGCUGUCGUCAGAAGCCAGGCACUACGUCCAGUAUGACCAAGGUGAGGAUCGAUGGCUCUGCACGCUGCUUCUUCAGCAAGGUCAUAAGAUUGAGUACUGCGCAGCGGCAGACGCAAGAACGUUUGCACCGGAAGGCUUCAAGGAGUUCUUCAACCAGCGAAGACGUUGGACGCCCUCGACGAUGGCGAAUAUCAUGGAGAUCAUUAUUUCUGGGGGGAAAAUACGCAAGAAGAAUGACGACAUGUCUCUCCUGUUCAUUGGCUACCAGGUGUUCCUCUUCGUGUCGUCUGUUCUGACGCCUGGCACGAUCUUCAUGCUCAUAUUUGGCGCCAUUAAUACUGCCUACCCGGAAAUGUCUCUGUACGCUGCCAUGUUGGCCAAUUUGGUGCCUGUUGGCAUUUUUGUUAUUCUUUGCUUCACAGCAAAAGAUGAUAUUCAGAUUACGUACGUGAGCAUCCUGUCGACGUUUUACUCCCUGGUCAUGAUGAUUGUCCUGGUUGGCCUGCUCAAGCAGAUAGCUCAGAGCGGGUUCUGUUCUCUGACCGCCAUGUUCUUCCUCUACGUGGUGGGCAUCUUCAUCAUCGCCGCCAUGUUGCAUCCUCAGGAGUUCCUCGACGUCGUGUACGGCUUCCUCUACUUCCUGGCAAUCCCCUGCACCUCGAUGCUGCUUGUCUUCUACUCGCUGGCCAACCUGCACGUCGUGUCCUGGGGAACCAGGGAGGAGUAUAAGCCUCCUCAGCUGGAGGAAAAGUCCCAGGUUGUGACGAAUGACAAGAAGAAAAAGAAGAAGAAAGCAGCCUGGCUCCACGCCAAUCACGAAGAUGACCGCAACUAUUCGUCAGAUUAUACGUUCUCUUUCGGCAAUAUGUUGCGCUGUGUGUGUUGUCCACGGCCAGACACGAAGCAGCAGGACCUGAUGAACGUCAUUGUGGAGAAGAUCGAAGACUUGGAAUACGCCUUUAGAAACCCUGAUGAUGAUGAUGCUGUUGAGAGCGAGGAAGACCAAGGUCAACAAAGAUAUACAGCUGGUGCAUACAAAAACGAAAUGCCUAAGUUUUCAAGUUUGGAUUUUGAAGGAGUCCGGUGCAAUCCUAUCUUUAAGGAAGACCCCAAACGACCCCGCGAUGACCUGACAGAUCCCUUUUGGGUGCAGGACCGAGACUUGGGCGCAGGAGGGAUUUGUCCGCUACAGAAGGACGAACACGAUUUCUGGACCAAAAUGAUAGACACUUACCUAAAGCCACUACAACAAUCGGCAGACGAGAAAACCCAAAUGGAGUUCGAGCUGAAAGGGUUAAGGAACAAAGUCUGCCUCUUCUUCUUUCUCUCUAACUGUCUUUUUGUGACGUUGAUCUUCAUAUUGGAGAGUGUGUCAGAGUACACACCGUCGUUGACGUUCCAGCUGCCAUGUAACACGGAUGAGUCGACCCCAGCCAAGCUGGAGCCGAUAGCCAUCGCAUUCACAUUCAUAUUCGGCAUCCUGCUCUUCAUCCAGUUCCUGGCAAUGUUAAUGCACCGGUACUCGACGCUUCUGCACAUCGUGUCACACACUAAAAUCAGACUGAAGGGCAAGAACGCGCAGGAGGAACGAAAACAAGGAUUCAUGAAUCUGUUAGAAGAGAUGCAGAUGUCGGAACACGACUAUGACACAGCAAGCAUAAGAUCGUCGAGCUAUUCCGACUAUGGUGACACCAGCUCUGUAGGGACGUUUAAGGUUCACCAGAGAAGUAAUCUGAUGAGGCAGCUUACCCAAAAGAGACGGCCCGACGAAUCACCAGUGAUCGACUUGCAAGGUGUUUUUGAGAAGAAAUUCAAGUUGAUUGGCGAUGCUUUAGAUGAGGUAGAAGAUGAUGAAGAUUUGGUACGUAAGCCAGUUUUGAGGAACUUCGGCGCUAAGUCUUUGUUUAGCCUUGUGAAGAUGGAUCCACAGGAUAAACAGAUGAUCAUAGAGAGGUCGAAACAGAAUUGGGGAAAACUCAGGCAAAAAUAUCCACUACCGAAGCCUAUGAUGUCUGUACCUCCAAAGAUGGCUGGCUGGGUGGAGAUGGCAAUGAAGAUGAAUCAGGAGCAAAACAUCGACACAGAUGAAAAUGCUGCACAGUCGGCCACAACUGAAAGUAGGAAGGUAGAACUUAAAGAGGAUAAGACAAGUGAUUGGUCAAAACCUAGGCAGCUUAUCGGUAGUUUAAUCGAAUUAUCCAAACAUAAUACGGAACAGAAGGUGUCUGAAAGUAAUACACAAACUAGGUGGACGGGAGUACGCAAACAGUUGAGAAGUUUGCACGAUAUGGAUGAGAAAAAGGAGGAAAUUACUGAAGAUAAUGACAGUACCUCAGAAUCAAAUGUUGAACUUCGAAAACAGCGUGUUGGUGACACAGUACCACGCCGUACCAUAACCAGUGAAACAAGAUUCUGAAUUAGCAGAAACGUGAAACUGUAAUGGAACACAUCGAAGCUUGCUAAAUUUAAUGAACUAUGAGGAGGAUUAAAGUUGCAACAAAUAAGGAUCUUGUUCACCUCCAGAAUAUGUCUCCAAAAAUAGUGUACAUGCCUUUACGGAGAUUGCUGCUUGUCAGAAGAGUGAAACUGUAAUUGAACACAUCCAAGCUUGCCAACUUUACUGGACUGUGAGGAUUAAAGUUGCAACAAUUAGGAUUUUUUUUAUCCCACAGAAUAUAUCUUUAAAAAUGUGUAAAUAAUUUUAUUAUAUAACAUUUAGUGAAAUAUCUUAAAAUAUAAGUGAAAUAAAAGAGU
Messenger RNA from Gigantopelta aegis, 5258 nucleotides. Its product is annotated as chitin synthase chs-2-like. The transcript has 13 exons. The coding region runs from base 1 to 4920 and encodes 1639 amino acids. The record is from RefSeq and is a predicted model, not a curated record. Lineage: Eukaryota; Metazoa; Mollusca; Gastropoda; Neomphalida; Peltospiridae. Gene Ontology annotation, molecular function: chitin synthase activity. Gene Ontology annotation, cellular component: cell periphery; cell septum.